UCUUGUCUCCAUCUCUUGUGUCUCUUGUCCCUUGUCAUUCUCACUCCCCCUCUAGGGUCUCCGUUGACUUACCCGUGGGCCGGGACAAGUGGCGCCCAACGUGGGGCCCAAGAACGGGGGAUCCAGUGAAGAACGCUGCUUGGGGCCCCAAUAAAAUAGAAGAGGCAAAUAAAAUAGAAAAAAGAGGAUUGCGUUUGACGUGAACCUGCCGUCUUUCCUGCACCUCGGUUAAAAAAGAUGACAUCCCUGAUUCUGUUACAUGGCCUGUUGCUGCUCCUGGCACCAACAGCAAAAAGCGGAUUUCAACCAGUUAACAAGAAACAACUGCUCAUUGCCCUGUAUGGUAACCCCUGUGACUGUGCCGGGGGUUCUGGCGGGCCCGUACCCACAAGUUACACCCGUAGUACUGAUUGCGGCAGCAAGACUGCCUACUUGGUUUAUGAGGCCUCGAUAACAGGAGGAUAUAACCAAAAAUGGGAUUGUGUCACUAAGCCUAAAAUCAUACCAACAAUCUAUGGCAAACCAGGGCCAUGCCCUACCGGCUGUGCCAUGGCCACAGAGAUGCAUUCUACCUGUUACACUGAAGUCCAACAAUAUGCACAUUCCGAUGAAAAAAUAUACCUAACUGCUGUUCUACAAAGAACUUACAGGGGCUCCGUCGAGGGUGACUGGGACUUUUCCAGUCUUACUGGAUAUCCUAAAUUUGGCCAAGCCUCCUGCAGUGGCAGUCCCGGCAAAGAUGUCUGCUGGCCGCCACAGGCCCCAGUUCAUAUAUCUGAUGGUGGCGGGCCUUCAGAUCAGCUCAGGGAAGAGCGAGUACAAAAACAGCUUGAGACUAUCAUCCAAGAGUUGUACCCCUCCCUAAAUUAUCAUCCACUGGCCCUUCCCAAACCUCUAGGCCCAGACCCUGACGUCCAAACCCUGAGUGUCUUAGAGGCCACUUAUCAAUUGAUCAAUACAUCCAACCCAGUCUUUGCUGUGGAUUGUUGGCUAUGCUUGACCCUUGGCACACCCCUGCCCCUCGCCUUGCCAGUUGUUGACCAAACUGACUAUGCCAACAGUUCUAGUUACAAUUGCAGUUUUUCCCUGCCCUUCAGGGUCCAGCCAGUACAGUUCAAUGCCUCAGUUUGUUAUCUAAGUUCGGGACACAACAAUAGCUUCGAUAUACCUGUCAGAGUCCAAAAUUUCUCUCUCUGCUCUGUAAUGCUUAAUGGCUCUGCCGCCAUUUGCCCUGCCCCGGGUCACGUGCUCGUCUGUGGAGGGAGCUUGGCGUUCACCUCCCUCCCCACUAAUUGGACUGGGCUGUGCAUGGUGGCGACUGUCCUCCCGGACAUCGCCCUCAUUCCUAGAGAUGAGCCAGUGCCCUUGCCCAGCUUUGACUAUAUCGCUGGGUGACAUAAAAGGGCCGUCUCACUGGUCCCCUUGCUCGUGGGGCUAGGGGUGUCCGGCGCCCUUGCCACUGGCUCCGCUGGUGUCAGAGUGGCGUUACACUCCUAUGCCAAAUUAUCCAACCAGUUGAUUAAUGAUGUUCAAGCUCUCUCCAACACUCUUACAGAUUUACAAGAUCAGAUUGAUUCUUUGGCUGAGGUGG
Heterocephalus glaber (naked mole-rat) is the source of this 1591-nucleotide messenger RNA. Lineage: Eukaryota; Metazoa; Chordata; Mammalia; Rodentia; Bathyergidae. The record is from RefSeq and is a predicted model, not a curated record.